GGCAUUUUUGUUUAAAUCAGAAAUUGAUAAAAGGCGGAAGGCAAGUUAAUUUUUUUUUAUUUUGCUGCGUCUCAACAUAAAAAAGGAGAAUAUGAAUGGUUUUGAGGUUACUGGUUCGAUUACUCGAGUACAAUCAAAGACGUAUUUUUUCGAGAAUGGAUCGAAUGUUGUCACGUUUUCUGAAGCCGAUAGUUCAACAACCAAUGAAAAAAGCGAUGGAAAAUAUUGCUUACAAAGAUUAAACACACAAGAUAGUAUCACGCUUGACGAGAGUCCAUUUGUGUCUGAAAUCUUUGUUAAACACCCCGACGAAAAUAAUCACAGCGGUGCCCCUUUUGGGGGGUUUCUCUCCUCGGGUUACCGGAGUGAUGGGACAUUUCUUCACGCAUUCUGCACCCCUAGAAAAGACGGUAUCUUAGCAAAGGACCUAGUCGUCAAAGAGAAAGAUAUCUUAGUAUGUGUGAACGGAAAAAUGACUCUAGGAUCAUUCGAAUACGAUCAUGAGGGUGUUCUGGAACUCUUUUGGACAUUACCAUUGUCAACGACAAUAUCAAUGGUGAAAUACAACCGAAAAUCGGACACGUUUACAACCAUGGAAUUUUUGCUCGAAUGGACAAAAGAAGAUAUCAUUGUCAAGGAAAACUCCGUAAAGCUAAUGGCCCAGCCACCUACCGUAGAAGCAUUGCUUUUUCGAAGAGACUUCACAUCUUUGGCUUAUCAAAACGGAAAAUUGACUCUCUGUAAAUCUGCCAACGUCAUGUCGGACUGUGCACAUCAUUUUAUAGUGAGAAAAACUUUAGAUGAAGGACUCUACAUGGUGUACACAUUUCAAGUUCAGAAAGAUAGAUCAAAAUUUCUGGGCAUUAAUGGAACAAAGUUGGUUAUCGUUGACGAAACAAACGACGCAGACAUUAAAAAAUUUCGAAGAGAGGAGAUUAACAAGGACGUUUAUUUAAAACCAUAUGGAAAAGACGAUAUGUAUGUGUAUUACAACAAAAAGGAGCAAGUUUUUGAGCUUGUACCUCGAAUGAAAGUUCUGGAGAAUGAGGGAUUUGGAUGGUAUAUUUUGUCUACACUAUGCCAGCCAUAAUACAUCUCUACUUUUGCAAAGGCAAUAUUGUUCAUUUCACGAAAAACGAUCUUGGACAAAACAUGAUGUAUACUUCGAUUGUGUAAAUGCGUCUAAGAAUACUUCGAACCAGUUCACUGAAGUUUAUGUACAUCAGCAUUAAAAUAAAUUUCUACAUUCUGUU
Messenger RNA from Magallana angulata, 1253 nucleotides. RefSeq lists its product as uncharacterized. The coding region runs from base 92 to 1090 and encodes 332 amino acids. The record is from RefSeq and is a predicted model, not a curated record. NCBI's taxonomy places the organism in Eukaryota, Metazoa, Mollusca, Bivalvia, Ostreida, Ostreidae. The transcript is spliced from 10 exons.